Messenger RNA from Leptosia nina, 996 nucleotides. The record is from the annotation of a GenBank genome assembly. NCBI's taxonomy places the organism in Eukaryota, Metazoa, Arthropoda, Insecta, Lepidoptera, Pieridae.
AUGGACUGCACAUCAGCUGCUCAUACUGCUCCCGUAGAAGGAACAAUCAGUAAAUUCGAUAAAAUUGAAUAUGCAGUGUUGAUUCUAAGUAGUCCUGAAUAUGAAGCAAAGAGAGAUGCUAUCCGAGCCACUUGGGCUAACUUUGCUAACAAUAUCUUUGUCGAAAACGGUGUAAAACUAUACAAAUGGAAUCACACGUGGAUUGGACACAACGCUCAACAAGAUUUCAUUAAAACAUUUUUUGUUGUUGGAUCACAAGGAUUAAAUGGUUUAAAAUUAGAGAAACUAAGAGCUGAACAUGCAAGAACCAAUGACUUGUUAAUAUUAGACAAUUUACAAGAUAAUUAUAACAACUUAGCCACUAAAUUAAUAUAUUCUUUUCAAUGGAUAAAUAAGAAUUUAAAAAAUUUGAAGUAUCUCAUAAAAUGUGAUGACGACUCCUUUCUUAGAAUAGAUCUCAUAGUUAAAGACUUAGACACGUAUGCUCCUGGAAUGGAUGAACCAGAGAUUCGUAAACAUAUAACUAAAAAAUUCCAAUCAAGUGAAUACAAAGGUUUGUACUGGGGAUAUUUUGAUGGUCGAGCCAGAGUUUACCUUAACGGUAAAUGGGAGGAGAAGGACUGGUUUCUGUGUGAUACAUACUUGCCAUAUGCUCUAGGUGGCGGUUAUGUUAUAUCACAUAGUAUUGUUGAUUACAUUGCUAGAAAUGCUGAAUUUUUAAGUCAUUACAACUCUGAAGACGUCUCCAUGGGAGUUUGGACAGCAGCACUGAAUGGCAUCAACAGAGUUCAUGAUAUAAGGUUUGACACCCAGUGGAAAUCCCGAGGAUGUGAAAAUAAUAUGUUGGUACGCCAUAAACAAACACCAAGUGAUAUGUUCCAAAUGUACCGAACGCUGGUACAUUCGCAGGGGCAGAAACUAUGUAAGACUGAAAAUGCUUUAAGAAAAUAUUAUUUUUAUGAUUGGAAUGUUUUACCAAGUAUGUGUUGUAAAUGA